AUCUCUUGUAAUUGUACAGCAGUCUUACAACUGCUGCUGCCAUGGAUGAUAGUGAUUUGACCUCUGUAUUGAGUGUGCUUGGUUAAACUCACCCGUGCUACAGCACACAGGUGUGACUGAGAUGCUCUGGGGGGCAGUACAGUCCUUUGCGAGGUCAAUAAUCAAGGCGCCGAAGAUUCACGGGAAGUUCCCGGAUGUUGCUCUUCCAGGAAGUGUGUCUUAUGACAACAAUCCUAUGAUAACGUUGUGUGUUUUGACUUGAGAAACAUAUUGUCUUGAAAACCGAGCAAAAUGGAUUGAUCGUGUGAUCAAAAGAAGAGCAUGGAGAAUGAUGAAUUUCCGUCAGCGGAUGGGGUGGAUAGGCGUCGGACUGUACUUGUUGGCCAGUGUCGCUGCAGUGUAUUAUAUAUUUGAGAUCAGCCAAACAUACAACCGAUUUGCACUGGCACAAAAAGAAGGGGAGGCUGGAGCGCAGACGAAAUGGUCCGGAGAUGCUUCUUCCUCUUCCCCAUCUUCAGCCUCAUGGAUCGUGACUCUGAAAACGAGACUUCUCCUCCUGCCCUUCUGGGUGUGGGCCACCAUUUUCCUCAUUCCGUACCUCCAGGUGUUCCUCUUUCUUUACUCCUGCACAAGGGCGGACCCCAAGACUGUAGGAUACUGUAUUCUGCCCAUCUGCCUUGCUGUUCUCUGCAACCGUCACCAAACCUUUGCCAAGGCCUCCAAUCAGAUCAGCAGACUGCAGCUGAUUGACACUUGAAGUGAUUGUUAAAGAAGAGGGGGCAGAUUUUGGUCACACAGUUUAGUGUCCUUGGGGUUGGGUAAUACAAAAGUGCAUUCAUAAAUAAAAUUAUUUUUUAAGGCUUGGUCCUUUUUUUUUUUUUUUUUUUUUUUUUUUUUUUUUUUGGUGUAGGAAUUAAAAGGGGAAUGUGUUUAGGAGUCUUUUCUUUGUAAUGUUUGUUUUUCUUUAACAACUAAUUGUUUGAGUCACUUGCAAUUCCCCACCAGUUUUUAUUGUGUAUUUUUAGCACAAAAAACUGGACUAUAAGUGAUGUUUCAUACUCUUUCAAGCUGAAUGGCAAAAUUGGUCCGCAUUUUAAGUAAAAAAGAUUUAUAAAGGGAUCUAGAAGUAUUUUCCAUGUCAGCUCAGCACAGAAGUUUUUUAGAAGCUUUGUCUUUAAUUAACUGAAAAAAAAAUAAAACUUUUAUAUUUGAAAUAAAAUUUGAUAAAUGAAAUCUAAGAAACCUAAAUGGAGUCAAGUAAGCCAUUGUCCAAGAUGUGGAGGAUGUUGAUGGGGCUGCGUACUGAACUCUGUGUGCUACUUGAAUUACACGUCUAAUGGUGAAUAGAUUUACUAUAAAUCAAGAUGAACAAAGAUGUGGACAGCUGUAAAUGUUUCCGUACUAUGAGGCUAAUGGAUUUGUAGUGUCACUUUAAUGCUCCAGGCUUUUGUUCUCAACUCCAGUGGACAUUUUAUUAAAUAAGAAAAUGCUUACAAGUAGUGCCACAUAUGUAUUUUCCAGUUGUUUAUAACAGUGUCUGUCUUUUCAUUUGUUUUGAAUAAACUGCACUCAAGGCAGGGACAAAGAAAGGAGUUGUUAUAAGGAAACUUUUGUAUUAAAAACGAUCUGUGAUGAAUUCACUUUAAUAUCAGUAUUUUUGUUGAAGGAUGAUUUUUUUGUCAGCUCUAGACAUGGAGUCAUUUUUCCUAUUCUUUAAUUUGUGUUUAUUUGACAAAUACUAAUUUCCAUGAUUAUAGUGAUAAUCAAGUAUCCUCAGAGAAAAGACAUCUGUGUUUCAGAAAACAAGUUGUUCGUAUCCAUGCCUGUGUGGAAUAGUUGUUGAGGGACAUAAGCAUCAUUUUACAGUGUGAAUAAUCUUAUCUUGCAUAAGAAAUGCAAAGGUUAUUUAGACUUGUUGGGUGUGGUAGGGUGUCUGGCACAAGACACUGGGUAUCAAACUUCUCGACUUCAACCUGUGAUGCAGAUCCAAGUGUUUAAUUUUUUAAAAUCACUUCUUUUGUGGCGAUAGUGUCUUUGAUCAUAUGUGGAUGAUUUAAUGCAUUUGUUGAAAUGUUCAAAUAAGGCAAAUCAUUUUUGUCUAAAAGGGCUUGACUGUGAAUUUAUAAUGUUUAAUUGGUAUUAUAACUUUCCAUUGCAAUCUUAAUACACUGUGGUUUGAAACAACUCUGGAUUCUGAACAAAAAUCAAUAAAGAAAUGUAAUGUGCACUGUG
Cyprinus carpio (common carp) is the source of this 2232-nucleotide messenger RNA. RefSeq names its product lysosomal enzyme trafficking factor. Lineage: Eukaryota; Metazoa; Chordata; Actinopteri; Cypriniformes; Cyprinidae. The record is from RefSeq and is a predicted model, not a curated record.